Molecule: messenger RNA, 3674 nt
Organism: Linum trigynum
Lineage: Eukaryota; Viridiplantae; Streptophyta; Magnoliopsida; Malpighiales; Linaceae
Source: the annotation of a GenBank genome assembly
UUUUCCUCGCUUCCCUUUCCUUUACUUAUGAUUGGGUGGACCCCUAAAGAUGUUUGUCAAUUUUUCAUAUUGUAGAUGGUAUGGUGUGAGUAGUUGUGCAUUAGAAGCCCUUAUGGAAUACGAUUCAAGGCAACCCAAGGAUUAUAAUACGAUAUAUGCAGUUUUGGGCGCCUUUGCCAGGAAAUUCUAUAAUAUAUAAAAACAUUUAACCAUAUUAUGUUUAGUUUUAAGAUUAUUUUGUUUUGCAGGUUGUCAUAUGAGUUCAGUAAGCACUAGAAGUAAAAACAAAAACCUAAAGAUCGUGAAAUCAUCCAGAAGGAGGAGCAUCGAGUUCACCCAUCUUGAGAACUAUGGAAAGAGCAUCUAGCUCAGGAGAAGAGGAUCCUUUAAGCCACACCAAUCUCGAGCCAAGCUUGGGGAGGAGGAGAACAAUGAUAAAGUUCACAAUUUUGAUUCGGAAGAAGAAAAAGCCUCUUUAACAUCUUCAACACCAUCAAUGGCUAGAAAAAUAAGACAAAUGCCAUCCCACAUACUCUUUAUGAGAAUUCAAGCCCAAAUGCAUCAAAAAUCACCUCAAGCAUUACUGCACCACCAACCAACAUCGAGAUCUGCACUCAACUAAUCCAAAUGGCGCAAUAAGCUGUAGAAUUUGCAGGGUUGAGUGACGAUAAUCUUGUGCAACACUUGAAGAUAUUCUUGGAGAUCGUUGAUUGUAUACCGAGAGAUGAAGCUAUGAAAGAUGAGAUUCGACUAUGACUCUUCCCAUUCUCUCUUGGAGGAAGGGCAAAGUAGUAGCUCGAUUAUCAUCCACCAAGCACCUUCACUACAUCGGAGAACCUUGCUCAAGCAUUCAUCGAGGAGUACUUUCUACCAUGGAAGAUGGAGGAGCUUAAAGAUGAGAUUACUCAAUUUCAACAGAAGGAAGGAGAGUCACUCUAUGAUGCUUGGAGGAUAUUCCAGGAGUACAUCAAGGCAUGCCCCCAUCAUGUAUUCACAUCGGAGCAGAUUGCAAAGUACUUUGGCAAAGACUUAGAUCAAGAUACCAUGAUGAUGGUGAACUAGUUGGCCAACGAUGAUUUCACAACAAUUAUGGGAUACAAUGCUAAUAACAUUUUGACACACUAGCAAGGAAGUCAAAGAACUGAUCCUAGCAUCCAUCAACGAGCAAACCAUUGAAAGCUGCCCAAGGAAAGGAGGAUGAAGUCACCACCCUUUGUACACAUGUGAAGGAGCUGAACCAAUAAUUAAAGAAAGCCCGAAUAGAGUCAAGGCAUGGACCAACGGUAUCCCUAUUCGUUUGAGAAUCAUGUGGAGAAGAAAGCCAUGAAGGUUUUGAGUGAUAUAGCCAUGAAGGGCAAUGACAUGCUUAUGUCAAUUAUAUUAACUAAUAUUAUCAAGCAAGAUCUCAACAAGGAAGUCAUCCUUCAUACCAAAGUUUCACUCAACCUCGCAUAUCAUGGUCGAUAGCCUGCCUCUAGGAGGAACGAUGCUCGAGGCAUCCCCCAACAUCACGUGUACCAAUGCACCUUAUAAAGCAAAAUUGCAUAAGAAACCAAGUUCACCAAGAUUUAGCAAUCAAACUCAAUACAAAGUGCAAGGAAAGGUAUCUCAAAUCAGCAACCAAUCAGAUUUGAGAAGGCGGAGGCAAAAGUGAUAGAAUUGCUAACAAGCUACAAAAACAUCGAAAGAGAACUUGCACUCUUCAUUGAUGCUCAACCUUUGAAGCCUCAAGGAAAUCUACGAAGAAACACAGAGAAAAAUCAAAAGAAGGAGGAGGUCAAAGUCAUCUCAACAAGGAUGGGAACAACCAAAAGUUUCCCGAGCAUGAAAAAUGAAGAAGGGAAGAAAGCAGCCGAGUAUCCAUCCCUCUUUAGAAAUAUGAUAGAAGCUUUUGGAGGAGAAAAAGUGGCAGUGACAAUAUUGGAGAAAAUGGUUUUCAUAGAAAAUCUAAAACGGAAGCUCGAGAUUUUUACAGAAGAAGAUGACCGAUUUGAAGAAAAGGAGACAAAGAUCAAGAAAACUCCUUGGGGUUACAACGAAUUCAUCCUAGUCAAUGACAUAAGGAGGAUCCAGGGCAAUGAAUCUAUAUGAAGAGAUGGGACCAGCUGACAUAGAAUACAUCAAAGUCGAGAUCGCGCUAGCCAACAACACCCAUUGUUGAGCUCUUGGAAUUGUUCGAUGCCUAAGCACCCAAGUUGGCGCAUUCAUAUUCUUCCCCGAAUACCUCAUAUUAGACAUGAAGACAAGCAAAGAGUAUGCAAUCCUAUUUGGAAGACCAUUUCUUGCCACUGCUAGAGAUAGAGUUGAUGUUGUCAUCGGAGAAAUCACUUUAUAUGUAGGAAAGCUCAUGUGCAUAGUGGAGAAUCCAAUCAAAAAAAGCCAAUCACUUUAUAUGUAGGAAAGCUUAAUGACGUUAAACAAUAGUGCUAUAGAGGAGACAACCUGGAUUUCUCGUUUCGUAGUUAAAUUUUUAUAGUUUUUUUUAGCUUGGAAUUUUGAGUUACUCAACGGAGGUAAUCAUGGUAUCCCUUGGAUAGGGGUUGAAUUUGUAGCAAAAUUUGAAAUUAUGACUCCAAAACCCUCACCGGAGUACACGCGGCGGCUCGAUCCACCGCACCUCUACCCCCCUUUCUCUCUCUUCGUUCUUCAAUUCUCCUUCCAUUUUGUGCACUUUUCAUCAAUCUAAGUAAGUAUCCAUGUUAUUUAGAUGAAUUUAGCAUAUUGUUCAUGAAUUUAGGACUUUGAUUGAAGAUUUAACGUUUAAAAUUGCUUGAGUUAUGUAGGGAUUUCUGUUGCUAAUUUUUUAUCCCUAUUAGGCGCAAUUAAUGUUUGUGAAUAAUUAAUGAAAGCUAGUAUGCUUAGAAAUGAGAUUGCAUAGUUUUUAUGGUGAUCUUAAUUGAAUGUGUGCUUGGAUAGAUUGAUAAGUUUUAGCAAAGGUCAUAUGCCAAAAUUUUCAAAAUUUUAGCAUAACAUCUUUCGAUUUGAGUUGUAAACGUCAACGCUGGGAUCCCUUAGAGUAGGCGAUACAAAUGGAGCUUAAGGAAACUCGAGCCUGGAACCAGAGACAGGAGGCGGAGAAGCAGUGAAGUUAUUAUGGAUGGAGGACUUUGGGAGGUCAUUCAGGACCCUCUUCCAGGUAGUGGGACAUCACUAGGAGGACCCAAUAGUUAGGAGAUCAGGAAUUUGAGGGAGCUAUCUUUUCUUUUUCUUUUGUUUGAUAUUUCGAGUCUUUUCAAACAAUCAUGGAGAAUUAGUUAUUAGGAACUAUGAAUUCGGAUUUUGAAUGACAAUCAAGGUAACUCGUUCCAACCUUACCACAUCACACUAAUUUUCUAGUCCAUUGAGGACAAUGUCCAUUUUAAAGUGUGGGGUGGGAAUGGUUUAUAUCAUUUGUCUUGAUGUUCUUACUACUUGCUACAUGAUUAGUCGUUCAAAUUUUGAAAAAAUUUCAAUGCUAAAAUGAUUAUAACAUGUGCUUAAAUGAUUUUUGAAAGUAUUAAAGUUUUUUUUUCCAUCUAAUGACUUUAGUCAUCCCCUACAAGGAUGAUCACUUCUCAUCUUACUUGGAAUCGAUGAGUCUAGUAAUCAUCACUUGAUCUCGGAAAGAUAGUGUAGUGGCUAUAAAGGAUGUGAUACUGUAGUGGCUAUGAAUGGAAUAUAAUGACCAUUUGAUG